AUGGCUCAGCCCCGUUUCUUUGACACUCACGCCCACCUAGUUCAGCCCUACUUUAAUCAGGAGCAACUCGAGAAGGCGCUCGCUUUUGCGCGGGAGCAAGGCGUGGAUCGCAUUAUCGUUCCGAGCACUAAUUUAGACGAUUGGCAGCAAGUUCGCCAGCUAGCCAAAUCCCAUCCCAAACUUGACUUAGCUUUUGGCAUUCACCCCGACAGCGCUCGUCCUGAGCACGACCGGGGCAUUUUCAAACAGAUCCAAAAAACGCCUAUUAUCGCGCUCGGCGAAAUUGGCAUCGAUCUCUACCGUCAGACUAACCCGCCCCUGGAAGUUCAACGCCAAGUCUUUGAACUUUUUUGCGAUUACGGUCUUAAGCACGACUUGCCGCUGCUAGUCCACAUGCGAUCCGCUGAGCAAGCCGUUUACGACGUGCUCAGUCAAAAAAAGUACCAAAAACUGCGCUUUGUGAUCCACAGUUUUACCAGCGAUUACGAGUGGGCGCAAAAGUUCAUUGAGCUGGGCGGUCUAAUUUCCUUCUCGGGCAUCGUGACGUUUAAAAACGCUCAGAACGUGGCGUCGGUGGCACGCCAAUUGCCGCUGGAUAAAAUCAUUUGCGAAACCGAUACGCCUUACCUAACGCCGGUGCCCCUCCGCGGUCAGAGCAACCAACCAGCUUACGUAAAGCACGUGGCCGAGUUUAUCGCUCGAAUUCGUCCCGAAAAAGCUGAGAAAGUGAUUGCGGCCCUCUAUGAAAACGCCCGCCGAUUCUUCCGCAAAAAAGCCGCUUAG
This is a messenger RNA of Centruroides sculpturatus (bark scorpion), 783 nucleotides long. RefSeq lists its product as uncharacterized. Gene Ontology annotation, cellular component: cytosol. Gene Ontology annotation, molecular function: DNA nuclease activity. The transcript has a single exon. NCBI's taxonomy places the organism in Eukaryota, Metazoa, Arthropoda, Arachnida, Scorpiones, Buthidae. Bases 1 to 783 code for a protein of 260 amino acids. The record is from RefSeq and is a predicted model, not a curated record.